This is a messenger RNA of Stylophora pistillata, 2732 nucleotides long. RefSeq lists its product as uncharacterized. The record is from RefSeq and is a predicted model, not a curated record. Gene Ontology annotation, molecular function: RNA binding. Lineage: Eukaryota; Metazoa; Cnidaria; Anthozoa; Scleractinia; Pocilloporidae.
GAAAAGCAUAUUGCGGGCUCUGAAGUCGAUCUGCGGGUGACAAGACGCAACAAAUGUCAAUUAGGAGAGAAAUAUUUAGCUAGCGAGUAUUAAUUUUGAGUAUUUGUCAUCGAUAAAAGUGAGCCAGGAAAAGAUUCCAUUGUUUCCAGCUUUUGAGAUAGCCGAAGUGUUCCAAGUGUUCAGAUCAAGGUUUUCAGCAACACCAGAGGUACUUCCGGCUUUAUCUCGAUCACUACCAGUGUUGUAUCGAUCGAUGCUGGAUAAAUUAUUUUACAAGCACCUCUGUUCAUAUGGAAUCAAACGCAAAACGAAAAUAACCCCAGAUUGUAUUGAUAAACCCUCAAAGGACAAUGGGCAGCGAAUAUCUGUACGUUCCUAAGGAAUUCAAAGGUCAUGUUAUUGGAAGAGGAGGACUAGUGAUGAAGAAAAUAAGAAACAGUUCUGGGGCAAAUAUCACUUCGAGGAGCAAAGAUGAUGAAGGAUUUGCCAUCACUGGUAACACGGAACAAAGAAUACUUGCGAAGAGAUUAAUCUCAGAAAAAGUGGAGGAAGUUAAGAGAAGGAAAACAGAAGGAACUCCCGGUGAAUUGAUAAAAAUUCCAGAUGACUACAAAGGAAUUGCCUUUGGUGCUGGAGGCGAUACCCUCAAAGAAAUCAUGACACAGACCGGGGCAACAAUGAUUCGUAUACAAGGGGAAGUGUAUAUAACGAGUGGUAGCAAGUCUCAGAGAGAUAUGGCAAAAUUACGUAUUUGGAGUAAAGUGGCAGGGGCAAGGCUAAGGGGAGUUGAAAAGCCCUGCAAUAAGGUUUGUUGCUAUAUCGAUGGCUGGAGUCUUCCGGAAAAUUCUAAGUUAAAACUGGAGCCUCUGAAAAGUUGGUUGUGUCUUCUGGAAAAAGAUAAACAAUAUCGACUGCAACCGGUCGAGGAAUAUGAAUCAUUGCAGGAAUCAAGUUGUAGUGAUAGCACGGCAUACGAGUCGAGGCUGAAAGAAGAUGCUUUGCAAUCUCUGGGCAGGAUCAAAAGGGAAAAGGGGUCGCGGGCGGACAUGUGGUGUCAUUUUGGAAAAGUAAUUAUUCGCGGACCCGAUGAAGAGGAGGUUUCAGGUGAAGAACAAUGGAGUGUCGAAGAAGCAACAAAAAAAUUACAAUCUCAGGAAGGACAGGAUUACUGGAAAAUCGCAUUUCAAGAAGGUGUUAAUGUUGACAAGCACGUCUUAGAGAGAAACUUCGGUCAGAAGUACCCCAGGGAAUAUUAUGCAAGAUAUGACUUGACCUUCGUUGUAUCCAGCGGACACGAAUUGAAGGGGAAGAUAUGGGUACUGAACAAGGACGCUGACAACACAGUGAAAGAGAAAGCAGUCCCAUUUUGUGACGUCAAAAACAUAAUCGAAGAAAUUCACUUCGAAGAUGAAAAAACACGCUCGCGGUGCCGAGGAUGGCUGGUCCUUCCAUCUCGUAGGUUUCUACAGGCUGACAUUUUGUUUCCUGGAAGCGAGUUUGAUUGUAGAAUAACUUUACGAGAACGAAGUGAUGAUGCCGUCUCUACCGGCUAUGCUGCAGAUCUAGACAAAAAUGAAAGACGAGCUCUGUUGUCAUAUCUGUCCAACAUAACUUUUACGUUCACCGAAGACGACGAAGUGAAUGGACCAAAUCUCCCUGCCGAGGAAUCUUUGUCGAAGGAGUUAUUUCUACGUCACAGACGAUGCUCUCAUCGAACUAUAUUCGAACCACAAGCUGGAUUUUUAGUUAUCCUUUCUAGAGAGAUAUCGUUGUCCAGCGAUAUAGAGGAAGAAGAGAAAAGAGAGACGAUUGAUCUGCAUCUACACUGCAAAGACUGGGACGAACAAUUAAAGAAUGAAAAUUGGAAGCCUGAAGACAUCGUUGCAAAAUUACCUGAGUUUCUUCAAUUUGUCAAACCAGUUCAGAGUGUUAUUUGCAGUGAACUGCGACACAGUGACGUAAACACUUGAAAACUUAAUUAGUUUGUUACAGGUGAUACGGUGCGUCACACCACGAGAUCAUCAACAAUUUAAAACUGUUCUUCCGUGAGGCCCUUUAUUUAUAGAGUAGAACGUGUGGAAGAAAGUACUUGUUCCAUAAUUAAUAAUUCAUCAAUCAGCUAUUCGAUCGAAUGUAUCUUUCAUAACUCAUACUGCCGCGAAAAAGUGUAAUAUAUUCAAAGAAGAAAUUCUCUUAGUUUUAAAGGAAUGAAGAAUAGUGUCGUACACUGUCGGUUACCCCAUGAGUUUCUGGUACACAAGCGAAGACUCGUCAAAACAUAUGAACACUGUAACAGUAAUAAAUUAUAUGCGAGGAAUUAGCGUAAGAAAUCAUUGAGUAUUUUAAACCAAUAUCUAAGUCUUAAGGACAAAGAACCACCCUGACUUAAUUGCUGCAAGAUUUAAGACGGCUCUGAAUCUCUUUCUCCCCCCCCCCCAACUCAUUAUGUGUUUUUUUUAACAUUAUGUAAUCACAGGGGGGAUGCUGAUAUUCUAUUCAUGUUAAUUGUUGCACGUCUGUUUGCACAAUAAUUCUUAAUAAAGACCAUUAUUAUUAUUAUUAUUAGAUUGUUAUUCAGAUUCUAAAAUGGGAGUAAUCGGGACGCUUGUGAGUUGGCAGGUUAUACUAUUGCAACAGGCAUAAUUUUAAGUCAAGAGUGCUAGUUAAGAGAGGAUGAUUUUAACGUCUUUCACCGUUGAGGGGAUAGUAAUAAUAAUAAUAAUAAUAAUAAU